AGGGAAGUGUGUGCCUCGCAAGCCUCGUCGUCUCUCUCCGGCUCGCCGACUUCGCUCGCCUUCCUGCCGUCGCCUCCGGUGCCCUCUGCUGCUGCUGCCGGCGCGUGCGCCACCGCAGCGGCGCCAUCGCCGUCGCCGUCGCCGCUGACCUAACGUAGCUGAAAAAUGAAGAGACAACUUCCCAUAAAAGGUGCAUCGGGGGCCUCGGGAUCUGGGCAUGGAAAGAAAGCUCCUCAGGAGCUGGAGAACGUCUUGAAGCAACAUUUCGGAUAUUCAGGCUUUCGAGGAAAGCAACUAGAGGCUAUAGAAGCUGUUCUUUCAGGAAGGGAUUGCUUUUGUUUGAUGCCAACUGGAGGUGGAAAAUCAAUGUGCUAUCAGAUUCCUGCUCUAGUGAAGUCAGGCAUUGUUCUUGUUAUCUCACCCUUGAUAGCACUAAUGGAGAAUCAGGUUGCCAGCUUGAAAAGCAAAGGUAUUCCAGCUGAGUUUCUCUCGUCAACACAAACAUCGCACAAUAAACAAAAGAUACAUGAAGACCUUGAUUCUGGUAAUCCUUCUCUAAAAUUGCUAUAUGUUACUCCUGAGUUGGUUGCAACAUCUGGGUUCAAGGCAAAGCUAACAAAGCUCUACAAUAGAGGUCUCCUUGGUCUUGUUGCUAUUGAUGAGGCUCAUUGCAUUUCAACUUGGGGCCAUGAUUUCAGACCUAGUUACCGCAAGCUUUCAUCACUGAGGAACCAGUUCCCAGACAUACCUAUAUUAGCUUUAACUGCAACCGCAGUUCCAAAAGUCCAGAAAGAUGUGAUAUCGUCACUGUGCUUGAGAAAUCCAUUAAUUCUUAGGGCAUCAUUUAAUCGGCCUAAUAUAUUCUAUGAAGUUCGCUACAAGGAUCUCCUUGAUGACGUUUAUUCUGACAUAUCAAAUUUACUGAAGUCCAGUGGAAAUGUUUGCUCAAUUGUGUACUGUCUUGAACGUGCGGUUUGUGAUGAUCUAACUAUGCAUUUGUCACAGCAGGGUAUCUCCUCUGCUGCUUAUCAUGCUGGCCUAAAUAGCAAGGUGCGGAGUUCUGUUCUUGAUGAUUGGCUUUCCUCGAGAACUCAAGUUGUUGUUGCCACUGUUGCAUUUGGAAUGGGUAUUGAUAGACAAGAUGUCCGUAUUGUGUGUCACUAUAACUUGCCUAAGUCCAUGGAAGCCUUCUACCAGGAGUCAGGACGAGCUGGCCGUGACCAACAGCCUUCCAAAAGUGUUCUAUAUUAUGGAUUAGAUGACCGAAAGAAAAUGGAAUUUAUUUUGAGAAACACCAAGAACAAAAAGUCAGAGUUAUCGUCCUCUUCAACUGAACUUUCAGAGAAGGCCUUAGCCGACUUUAGUCAGAUAAUUGAUUACUGCGAAAAUUCUACCUGCCGACGAAAAAUGAUCAUUGAGAGCUUUGGGGAGAAGGUACAACCAACUUUAUGCCAACGCUCAUGUGAUGCUUGCAAACACCCAAAUCUAGUGUCCUCACGUUUGGAGGAACUUCGUCGUGUGCCCACCUGUCGCUAUAACAAGAUAUCCCCAGUCUUCAAAAGCUCGUUGGCUAAUCCAAAACACAUGGAGACAGAAUUUUGGAAUCGUGAAGAUGAUGCAAGCAUAUCAGUUGAAGAUAUAUCUGAUUCCGAUGAUGGGAAGGAGGUGGUGAGCAAUACUGCCAUUUCAAAGCUCCCAUCAAAAGCAGGGCUAGAUGCAAAAUUUGAAGCAUUGGAGCGUGCUGAAAAUGCUUAUUAUCAAGCUAAAGGUCAGACCAAGCAGCAGGGUGGGAAGCUUGUUGACAAGAAGAGCAUAUCUCAGACACUAAGAGAUGCAAGCCAAAAGCGAUUGUUGAAUGGCCUUGGACAAGCAAAGUUGCGACUUGGGAAUCUACCGUUUGAUGAAGAGCCUUCUGCAGCACACCUUGAGGUAGAGUGCUUCAAGAAGUACGAGAAAGUGGGCAAGACGUUCUACAACUCGCAGAUAGCCGCCACAGUUCGGUGGCUUUCGUCUUCGAGCCUCGACCAGAUACAGGACCGCCUCCACGCCCUUGCUGACCAAAUCACAGAUCAUGGUGCUGCGGCAAGCUCCCCUUCCAUCGUCCCAGAGUCUCCUCCAGCAUCUCCUGAUGUAAUCUGUAAAAUCCCUGGAGAAGCUACUAGCAACGAAGCUAAGGACAUACCUCUGAAGAACAACACGGAGGAGUUUGUAACGACGGAGCAUUCUGACGAGAUUGCAAAGGUGGCGGUUUUAUCUGAAAAUAUGGAGCUCCCCAAGAUACCAUCAUUCAGAGAAUUCAUGAGCCAAAAAGGAAGGGAUCGUGCAACGAGUUCUUCCAAAGUAGAGAGCCUGCCUUCCGGUGUUCGUAGAAAGGUUGGCAUUGAGAAGCAAGGGACGACGGGACCAUCCAAGAAGAUGAAAUCAUGAGUGAUGACAUCACUGUUGUACGUACUGCAUACAACAUCCUACCGGAUGAAUUUUUCAGUAGAAAUACUCCCAAUGGUUCAUAUUAUAAGACUUUCUAGCAUUGUUCAUAUUUUUUUUUAUA
Molecule: messenger RNA, 2548 nt
Organism: Oryza sativa Japonica Group (Japanese rice)
Lineage: Eukaryota; Viridiplantae; Streptophyta; Magnoliopsida; Poales; Poaceae
Product: ATP-dependent DNA helicase Q-like 3
Biological process (GO): double-strand break repair via homologous recombination
Cellular component (GO): chromosome; cytoplasm
Molecular function (GO): 3'-5' DNA helicase activity; nucleic acid binding; ATP binding
Source: RefSeq, a predicted model, not a curated record